GCGAUGGUGCGUACCAGGAGAGUCUUUUCGUCUUUUGUAGGGAGUACAGCAGCGGGAUAGGAGCAGGUGUGUGCAGGCAGAGAGAGAGCUGCAGGCCUGGGACUGGGGAAGGGUUGGGGGUGUGUGCACGCAGACGAUGGCAGCGGGCGAUGUGGUGGACGGACAGGGCGAGGGAGGGAGUUAGAUCAGGGCAUCGCUCUGAAGGCAGCAGCAGCAGCGGCACAGAGGAGAAGAAGGAUUGGGAGGGGAUCGGAAGAGUUCCUGCGCGGUGCACUGUUGCGAAAGGAUCAUCGCUCAGAAGGCUGGCUGUAGGCGCCUCUGCGGAACAGACAGCAAGGACAGGUGGUGGUGGAGGGGCUUGUCUUGAAGGAGAAAGAAGGAUUCAAAGGGACCUGACCACUGAGCAGCACUACUAGGGUCAUCCGGUUCGAGUCGAGACAGACACUCUCACAGACAUAGAAAAGGAGGAGUCGAGGCGUUGUAUUUUCCUUUCCCUUCCUCCCCAUCUUGUCGACCCUUCGUUGCCCCUUCCUGUCUCAUCUCGCUUCUACCACGGUAUUCUCCCAUACUACACUACCGCAGCAACUCUCAGCUUCCGCGACUCGAGUGUGCCAUCUUACCUCCUCGCCUCCACUCCCGGGGGGUACUUUUACUGUAGCUGUUGAGCUGGUGUGUUCUUUGGAUAUCGUGUCGCCACUGUGUGGGAGCUGCUCGCCCUGUAGCGAAGAGAGGAGAGAGAGGAGCUACUGCGGUGUGGAUUGUUGAAGUGCAGACGCUGCGUGCUGAAAGGAAGGAUUUGUGCUCCUCGGAGAUUUGGUGUUCACAGGCAUUGAUGCAAGGAGAGAGCUGUAUGCACGUGCUGUUCAUCUGUUCAUUGCCCCGAGACUCUAAACUCGUUUGAAGCCUCGCAGAGGCUCGAACGCUGAAGCUGAUAUUGGCUGCGCCACCCACCAAGUUUAUCAAGUGGCUUGUCUUUAUCAAGGGUCGAACUUCGAUGCUGGCAUAUUAGAGGAUCAGCGACGACCUUGUGGCGAUCUGGUCUGAAGGCUCCUCCAUCAUCGGGAGUUCUCUCCCUUCGUCCGCAAUCCGGGGGCGACUAUUUCUCGACCUUGCUGGUCAGCUCAUCGGGCUUUGCAGCGCUGGGACCUAGUGGACAACCAGCUUCGCGCAUUCCGGCUCUGGAGGCCAUCGUUACUCAAUUUUCCAUAGCAGUGGGGCGAGGCGAGCUUCGCAAUUUUCCAAAAGUCGAUUCUUACUUUCUGGAGUUCUCGUCGAUAUCCAGACAGGCCCAGACACCGCUCGUGCUUCACUCAGCUUACGAAGGCUGAACGCUGCUUCCGAUACUUUUUCCAUCGCAUUCAAGUUUCACGUACGGAAGUCCGUGCGCAAGGCUUGCCAUCGUCAGGAUGGGUGCCGGUAUUCGCGUCACACACGUUGAAGACUAGUCUCCUCAGCAGUCAUCUGGACUCUCUUCGCUGUGUGUACUGGACCGAAGUUCCUUAAUUUUCAUACAAAGUUUGUGACAAUUGGUCACCCAAUUGCAAUCCCCCAUGUCCCAAGUUCCUUUGGCUUUCCCUUCCACAUACUUCCGCUGCGUGUGACCUUUGCUGCUCGUAACCCCCUUCUCGUGUCUUUAGCGCUGUGCUCUACCUCUUCUUUCCGUUCAGGAUCCCUUUGUACAAGCGUCGGGAAAAUCUUCCGAUCCCCUAAUUUUCACUCUGACAUGCAUAUACAAGACACAGCCCACAUCACCUGAAAGUGAUUGGUAGAAACAUCGACCCGUCACUACUGCGAAGCUCAUCGGGUCCAGUCGCGAGAGUUGAGGCGCUGUUGCCCUCUCUAACCAUUGAAGGCCAGGCAAGCAGGAUGACCAGGUCUGUGAAAGAUUGCGAAGACCUACGGAAGGGUGCCUGGACAACUGAGGAGGAUGAGAAGUUAAGGAAGUAUAUAGAAGCACACGGCACAGGUCACUGGCGCAGCGUGGGGCGCAAAGCAGGCUUGCAGAGAUGCGGCAAGAGCUGCCGACUGCGCUGGACCAACUAUCUCCGUCCAGACAUCAAGCACGGGAAUUUUUCCCCCGAGGAGGAGAAGCUCAUAGUGGACCUCCAUGCUUCUUUCGGAAGCAGAUGGUCACUGAUAGCAGCCAGGCUGCCUGGCCGAACGGACAACGACAUCAAGAAUCACUGGAAUACUCGGUUGAAGAAGAAACUAUGCGACAUGGGCAUUGAUCCCGUGACGCACAAACCGAUAUCUGAGAUUUUACUGGACCUGGCGGGGAACCAACAAGCUGCUCGCAGAUGUUUCAGCGACAGCCUGUUGAGCAAGGCCGUGAGGCAGUGUGCCAAGCCCUACACGGACUCUCAGGAGCAUUCGGAAGGGGGGAAACUUAGAGAGUAUCACUCGAAAGCCAUGGAUGAUAUGUCCCUGGAGGAAAUGUACGCGGAAAGCGGGAGCUUUUCGGACAUGAGUGGCGGCUUCGCCGACCCCGAGAUUGUGAACCCGGAAAUUGUGAGUCCUCAUGUACAACAAAUUGACAAUGGCGAGAACAUCGGCUCAGAGAAAGGCCUCAGCGGAGGCAAAGCUUCGUCUCACGAGCAAUCCAGCCAGUCGUUGUGCCAGCAGAGUUCCAUGAUGCACGGGAACCCUCUUGUCAGAUCGCUGUCGACCAGCAACAGCAGCAAUAGACUUUCGCCGACUUUGCCUAUUCUGGGAAAUCUGGCGAUUGGGAGGCCGGGCCACCAGGGCGAGGGAUACCAGGGUCCCGAUCUGUCGGGCGACUUCAUUCUUCAAAGCAAAGGAGACUUUUUCCACCUCAACAAGAAUGCUGCCCGGCCCGAUGGGACAGCUGCGAGCAUUGGCAGCCACGAGCUGAUCCGGGCCAUGAACCACUCCCAGGGAUUGCACAUGCUCCAUCCCGGGCACGGUCACCCGUGCGCCAAUUUCAACCUAGGGAUUGGUCAGUCGCUGGCGAACACGAGAAUCUCUGAAGACAUAAUUGGCAAUUUGGCUUCACAUUCGCCGCGUUUCAUCGAACGCUUCAUCGCAGCUCAUAUGGAGCAAGGGGCUUCGAUGCCCAGACCUCAUCACAGCAGCAGCGGUGGUGGUGUGUAUGGGAAUCACAUAACGAAGCCCACGGAUCAGCUCUGGUUGGGUGACCCUACGACUAUCCGGAAUAGCAAUGAAGGUGUGAACGUCAACAUGGAUCUCGGCGGUGGCCCGAGUCGGGUGGUGCUGUGGGAUUUCUAGAUCACCCAAGGAUGCGCCAAUUUCAGCAGCGUCUUCGUGAACUUGGCAGUUGGUUUUUGAUCUUAGGUUUUGGCUACAGCAGUGCUCGAGCAGCUCAGCUCAGCUCUCGUGGCUCGAGAGCACUUCGACUGGCCUGAUUCUCACCUUAAGCUCUCGGCUCGUCGGAUCCCUCCAUGACCAUAGUCGUCCAGACCGGCACAGACGACACUCCUUGGAACGGUCACUCACUGGAAAUUAUAGGUAAUCUUCCUGUGUGUACAGAAACUGUAGAAUUCGUCAAGUAGGUUAGAGAGCGAGAUUAGUUCCGUAGCUGAAAUCCCUUGAGCAGCAAUAUUUCCUACGCGGUUAGUCUUUAAUCCCAUUUGAUUAAACACUAACCCUGAUAGGGGAUGCAAUUUCUCGAUCGGUACAAAAUGAGGAGCUAUCGAAUCCUUAGAACGGCCUGAUAUUCUGCUGCUGUGGAAUGCAGAGACGGUAGUUCCUGCGUGGCCUGCCCUUGAGAUGCAGCCGGCGAGCAGUGCCGCCCUUUACGGUUUCAAGGAGAUAGAUGCCGGCUCUAGGCGGUCCUGUCUGUUCUUACUCAUGUAUGCAAUAAAAUCUUUACUACAAAUUGCAUUCCCUGGC
Messenger RNA from Marchantia polymorpha subsp. ruderalis, 3870 nucleotides. The record is from the annotation of a GenBank genome assembly. NCBI's taxonomy places the organism in Eukaryota, Viridiplantae, Streptophyta, Marchantiopsida, Marchantiales, Marchantiaceae.